AUGGAUGAAGAUUUGUGCCCCAAAAUUUCGGAUUUCGGUCUUGCUAAGCUUUGCAAAAACAAAGAGAGUGCCAUAUCUUUGCUAAACGCGAGAGGGACUAUAGGGUACAUUGCUCCUGAGGUGUUUUCCAAGAACUUUGGAGAAGUUUCACAUAAAUCAGAUGUUUAUAGUUAUGGAAUGGUGGUUCUUGAGAUGAUCGGGGUAAAGAACAUGAAACGUGUUGGAAACUCUAGAUCCGAAAACGUUUCAAUGUACUUUCCAGAUUGGAUCUACGAGGACCUGGAGAGGAAAGAAACCAUGAGUUUCUCUGGAGUUCAUAUAAUCGAACAAGAAGAGAAGAUAGCAAAGAAAAUGGCAUUGGUUGGUUUGUGGUGUAUUCAGACCAGUCCAUCUGAUCAUCCACCAAUGAAAGAAGUCGUUGAGAUGUUAGAAGGAAGUCUAGAAGCCCCCUCCAGGUACCACCUAAGCCUCUUUUGA
This is a messenger RNA of Eruca vesicaria subsp. sativa (arugula), 477 nucleotides long. Lineage: Eukaryota; Viridiplantae; Streptophyta; Magnoliopsida; Brassicales; Brassicaceae. The record is from the annotation of a GenBank genome assembly.